UGUGUGUGUAUAUAUACAUCUCACUUCCCUCUUUCGUUUCCAUCCAAAUGUAUUAUAUGAAGCAGUAGUGGCACUGACCAAGACAGAGAGAUGGGUCGAGGCCGAGCUCCGUGCUGCGCCAAGGUCGGCCUGAACAAAGGUUCAUGGACGCCGGAGGAGGACGUCAGAUUGAUAGCUUACAUCCAGAAGCAUGGCCAUGGGAAUUGGAGAGCUCUUCCAAAACAUGCAGUGCUUAUGUGGCUUGAAGGUUUGCUGAGGUGCGGCAAGAGCUGCCGUUUGAGGUGGAUUAAUUACCUCCGUCCGGAUAUCAAACGAGGCAACUUCACCAAGGAAGAAGAAGAAACCAUCGUCAAGCUGCACGAUUUGUUAGGAAACAAAUGGUCCAAGAUUGCGUCUUUUCUACCGGGAAGAACCGAUAACGAGAUCAAGAACGUGUGGAACACGCACUUGAAGAAGAGAUUAAUGGCCUCAUCAUCAUCCAAAGAGCCUAUUGAUCACGAGACUACUGCACUCGGAAACAAUAAUUCCGAAGAGGCGAUCAGCUCGUAUUCCUCCUCUGCUUCGUGCUAUGAGCAAGAUCAAGGCAAGACGACGGACAAGGAAGGAGAUCGUACUGAAAUUCUUAAGCCCGACUGCUCGGUCGAUGACGGGGUGAUCGAGAUCCCCAUCGACACUGGCAUGGACCUGUGGAGCUUGCUCGACGACGAUCGAUCUAACAUAACGCCGAGCUCUUCCGUUAGUGAGAUGAAUCGUGAUGACGCAUUGGGUGAUCACCUCCGCAAAGAUGGAGAGGCGGCCGAAGACCGUCAGAUUACGAUUUCUGACCUGGUGAUUGAUCCGGAUAUUUGGAGCAUGAUCGAGGAUGAUGACGCCUGCUCAUUUACUCCUCCAGAGCCGGAGACUAUGGAGGGACUUCGUUCUGAUGGGCAAUUGAGCAAUUAUACCUCCUGCGAUUGGUUAGAGUACUUGGAGGAAGAGCUUGGCUUGAGAUCGGAUCUCAACACUGCCGAAGCAGCCAUGAACAACAACCGAGAGAGCUCGAGCAAUAUGGAAGGAGAUAAUAAUGGGUCAUGUUGUUUUCAAACAAGACCCUUCUCCCCAUCCCACUUAGAUCAUGUUGACUUUAGAGUAUCUUGAAAAGAUUGACAUGGUGGAGUAGAGAGUUUGGUGAAAAUUCGUAUAUUGUAAGAGUUAUUACAGUGACAAGUUCUAAUUAGAGUACUGCUGGUCGCAGUUCAACCUUUGACGAAGUCUGUGAGUCAGUCAGUCAAAAAUGUAGGUAACCAAGGUGUCAUUUCUUGUUCAUAAUACCAUUGAUAGGAGCUGAAUCAUCC
Zingiber officinale is the source of this 1334-nucleotide messenger RNA. Its product is annotated as transcription factor MYB10-like. NCBI's taxonomy places the organism in Eukaryota, Viridiplantae, Streptophyta, Magnoliopsida, Zingiberales, Zingiberaceae. The record is from RefSeq and is a predicted model, not a curated record. The transcript is spliced from 3 exons. Bases 91 to 1137 code for a protein of 348 amino acids.